UGAUUUAUAAAUGUAUUUAUAGAAAAUAAAAUUUUAAACUAUGGGUAAUUCUAAUAUGAAACAGCAUUAUGAAAAUGCACGAAAAACUGGUGUAUUAAAGAUUUCGAACAGUAAAUUGAAAGAAUUUCCUCCUCAGCUCAAGCCAUUGAAUAGUGUACUGAGAUCACUUGACUUGUCUGAUAACAGAUUUGAUGCACUGCCCUCUGAUAUAAGUCAUUUUCAACAUUUGAAACAACUAAACAUAAGUUGUAAUAAAUUAACACAUUUACCAAAUGAAAUCGGUCUCAUUAUUAAAUUAGAAACUCUCAAUGCCAACAACAACUUCAUUAAUUCCUUACCUAAUUCAUUGUCUAAAUUAAAAAAUUUAAAGCAAGUAACAUUAAGUGAUAAUCAAUUAGAAUCUUUUCCUACUAUGCUAUGUGGUCUGAAGCAUCUUGAUUCUCUUGAUUUAUCCAGGAAUAAAAUAUCAAUGGUUCCUGAUGAAGUAUCAAAGUUAUAUGUAAUGGAAUUAAUACUCAAUCAAAAUCAGAUAUCAUUUUUAUCCGAUUCAAUUGCUGAUUGUCCUCGACUGAAAACUUUAAGACUAGAGGAAAAUUGCUUACCCGUGGAACAAGUUCACCCUAAAAUAUUGAUCGAGUCUAAAAUAUCUACAUUGUGUCUUGAUGGAAAUUUAUUCGAUAAUAAGCAGCUGCAAAAUGUGGAAGGAUAUGAAAACUAUAUGGAACGAUACACUGCUGUAAAAAAGAAAAUGUUUUAA
Molecule: messenger RNA, 757 nt
Organism: Ctenocephalides felis (cat flea)
Lineage: Eukaryota; Metazoa; Arthropoda; Insecta; Siphonaptera; Pulicidae
Product: leucine-rich repeat-containing protein 57-like
Exons: 1
Coding region: 41-757 (238 amino acids)
Molecular function (GO): protein binding
Source: RefSeq, a predicted model, not a curated record